AUGAUAUCCACGCAUGAUUCUUCUGCUGCAACAACGGCAGCCUUAUUGAAUGGGUUAUGUGCGAAUAAUUUACCAGCGAAUAUUCAAGAUCUUUUAACUACACCCUCACCUGCGACCCUCAAUGCUGCCUUAAAUCAACUCAUUCUUGCUUCUGCAAGUGGUGUAGUAGACAUGAGUGCGUUUGGAACGUUGAAUAUGUCAGAUCUUUUAUCAGCGUCAGCUGGCUCACAAGGAAUACUGCCGUUCCUGGGAGCGAAUUUAGCAGAUUUGAAUAUGGACCCUCAAAAAAUGCAGUUGACACUUAUAGAAGCAGCCACGAUGGCUGCUGCGAAUAGCGCUUUCUGUGGUUUAGUGGCCAAGGCUAAGCAGCUUCUUCACGUCCGAUGUAAUAAGCUUGUUUGUCAUUCGUUGAGACUGAGUUUGAUGCCUUCUGAAGCAAAGAAUUGGAUUGUUCGACUAGGUGAAGAGUGUGAUGUGAAUGGUUCGUCACAGAAUGUAAACGCUGAAAGUCGGGAAUCAUUUUUAUUGCGGGAUAGUCGACUAACAAUAUCACAGAAGUUAUUGGCUGCUGAAGAGGAGGCAGCAGCAGGAAAUGAUACACCAAAGAUGACACGCGAAGAUAGGAUAGAUCUUGAGGAAUUGGAGAAUUUCGCACAAACCUUCAAGAAACAACGCAUUAAAUUCGGGUUCACUCAAGGUGAUGUUGGAAUGGCGUUGGGUAGACGUUACGGAACGGAUUUUUCACAAACGACCAUCUCGAGAUUUGAAGCGUUGAAUCUGUCGUUCAAGAAUAUGUGCAAGUUGAGACCACUGUUGAAGGAGUGGUUGGCCGAUGCUGAAAAUGCCAUCGCUAAUGGUGCGACCGCCUCUGAUUUAUUGGAGGCGCAGAAAAAUCCGGAUUUAUCCGGAAAUCAGAUGAAUGCGUUAUCUGCCACGAAUGCGACAGUGCUCACAUCAUCCGGAUCAUUGCUCACAUCCUCAUCGGGUCUAGUCGACAGUGGUUCACUGUCGCCGAAUGGAACAGCAACAACAACAACCAAAUCCUAUAGUGGUGGAUUGGGAACGUGUCAUCUGAACAGUGCCACAUCGGGUCUGUUGGCGGCCAACAGCAAUGCGUUAUCAUCGAAUAACACUGCCAUCUUAACAACGGCAACAAGUAUACCGUUGAGGAAGAGAAGGAAACGUACGAAUCUAGACUCGGCUCAGCGAGCUGCACUGGAUGGCUACUUUCAAAUCAAUUCAAGACCGGAUCAUGAACGAAUGGCGCAGAUUGCACAGACCUUGGAAUUGGAUCGAGAUGUAUGA
Messenger RNA from Anisakis simplex (herring worm), 1305 nucleotides. The record is from the annotation of a GenBank genome assembly. Lineage: Eukaryota; Metazoa; Nematoda; Chromadorea; Rhabditida; Anisakidae.